AUGAUUGUUACAGCUAAAAGUGUCACCUCCAAACGUCGCCCAUCGAUCAAUAAGCUUGGAUCAGAGGCGAGUUUCAGUGUUCAGGCCCAGAAAGUCUCUCAAGAGAGUUUUAGAGGACAUAAGCAUACCAACUCAUUCAAUGAGGUGAGAAGAUUACAGAAUAGAACUUGGAAACAAAAAAUUGUGGAGUUAUUUCCUCAAAAUGCUCAAGAGUAUUUACCAGAAAUCAACAUCCAUGUCUCAAUAUUAUGUGUCAUCUGGUAUAUGACCUCCUCGAUCUCUUCCAAUCUGUCUAAGGCUAUUCUAUCACAAUUUCCACAUCCAGUAGGAUUAACUGAGCUUCAAUUUUUCUUGAGCGCAUCACUAUGCUUGGCGUUCGUAAUUUUCGCUAACCAUUUACACAAACCAAAAAGCUCAUCAUCACAGCUAAGAGACGCAGUGUUAAACUUCCCAGAAGGUAUACUACCGAACUAUCUUAACGGAUCCUUUUCGACUUGCAUUUCGAAAACGUUUUUGGUUCCUUCUAAGGUGAUUUGGUGUACGACAUUUCCAAUGGGAAUAUUUCAAUUCGUUGGACAUAUUACUUCGCAUAAAUCUACAUCAUUGAUACCCGUCUCUCUGGUUCAUUCUGUUAAAGCACUUUCCCCUAUAGCGACCGUGUGUUAUUACAGGUUUUCGAAGGGCAAGCAAUACAACAACAUGACAUACUACACGUUAAUUCCGCUAAUUCUUGGUGUUAUGAUCACAUGCUGGACUUCACAUAAUAACAAGAAUAGUUUGGCUCAAACUGAUAGGCUCUCAUUUAUAAUGGGACUGGCAUUCGCCUUCAUUUCCAUGAUAAUUUUUGUAUCACAAAAUAUCUUCGCCAAGGGUAUUUUGACUGUAAAGUCGAAGGAUAUUCUACCAAGCAAAAACAAGUCUCAGUUAGACUUGACUCAAAUAAAAAUGGAGGAAAGAUCAAUGAUGAAGCUAGAUAAAAUCACGAUUCUUUUUUAUUGCUCAUGCGUUGGGUUUAUUUUAACUUUCCCUAUCUUCGUGACAAACGAAUUGUUUUCUGGAUCGGCGUCGGUGUUUGGCGACUUAACGUUUAAGAUUUUAAUUCUUGUUAUCAUACACGGGGUUGCUCACUUCUUCCAGGCAAUGCUGGCAUUCCAACUAAUCGGCAUGUUGAGUCCAGUAACAUAUUCGAUUGCCAAUAUCAUGAAACGUAUCAUGAUCAUUGGUGUAGCAUUCAUAUGGGAGUCAAACUUAUCUAUAAAUCAGUUAUUUGGGUUAAGCUUAACUAUAAUAGGUUUGUACGGUUACGACAAGUGGGGUAACAAAAAGCUCUGA
Messenger RNA from Kluyveromyces marxianus DMKU3-1042, 1332 nucleotides. It is a transcript of the gene SLY41, whose product is annotated as Sly41p. Bases 1 to 1332 code for a protein of 443 amino acids. Gene Ontology annotation, cellular component: Golgi apparatus; endoplasmic reticulum. Gene Ontology annotation, biological process: phosphoenolpyruvate transmembrane import into Golgi lumen. Gene Ontology annotation, molecular function: antiporter activity; phosphoenolpyruvate transmembrane transporter activity. The transcript has a single exon. The record is from RefSeq and is a predicted model, not a curated record. Lineage: Eukaryota; Fungi; Ascomycota; Saccharomycetes; Saccharomycetales; Saccharomycetaceae.